AUGGUCAUGAUUACAGCAACACAAAUGACUGUGAGCCGAUACCGCGAACAGCACACAAAUAUGAGGGCGGAAACCUGGAGUGAAUUAGCGGAAGAGAGAGAGAGAGAGAGAGAGAGAGAGAGAGAGAGAAGAGAGAGAGAGAGAGAGAGAGUGACUAAGAAUGGGAGGAAUAAAAAUAAGAAUAUGAAAGAAGAAAAAGAAAAAAAGAAGGAAAAAAGAAAAAAAGAAGAAAUAGGAAAAGAAGAAGAAAAAAAAGAAGAAAAAGAAGAAAAAGAAAAAAAGAAGGAAAAAAGAAAAAAAGAAGAAAUAGGAAAAGAAAAAAGGAGAGAGAGAGAGAGAGAGAGAGAGAGAACAAAAACAGAGAAAAUUCACAAAAGUACAGAGACAAAUACACAAACUCACAUACAAACAAUGACGCAAGUCGAUGUUCCAUUGUCUUCCUGGCUGGACAUUGUUGUCUUCCAGGGAUCUUCUUCGGUCAUGGAUUCCCCAAAAGGAUCUUACGGUAAAUUUAUCCCUCAGCUAAAAGACGUGAAGAAUUCCUACAAUGGUCUCGAGCUUAAACCUUAUUUAAAAUGA
Molecule: messenger RNA, 579 nt
Organism: Homarus americanus (American lobster)
Lineage: Eukaryota; Metazoa; Arthropoda; Malacostraca; Decapoda; Nephropidae
Exons: 7
Coding region: 1-579 (192 amino acids)
Source: RefSeq, a predicted model, not a curated record